Molecule: messenger RNA, 1995 nt
Organism: Lathyrus oleraceus (garden pea)
Lineage: Eukaryota; Viridiplantae; Streptophyta; Magnoliopsida; Fabales; Fabaceae
Exons: 4
Coding region: 1-1995 (664 amino acids)
Biological process (GO): proteolysis
Molecular function (GO): aspartic-type endopeptidase activity
Source: RefSeq, a predicted model, not a curated record
AUGGGGGAUAUCGUACCAAAAUCAAUACUUGCGACCACUCCUCCAUUCCACCCUAAGCACGACCCUAAGGCUUCAUGCGCUUAUCACGCCGGGUUCAUAGGGCAUUCUACAGAAGACUGUUGGGAACUGAAGUACAAAAUCCAAGAUUUGAUCAAUCAAGAUAUCCUGACCUUCUCUGAAGAAAACCCCAAUGUGAAGACGAAUCCUUUCCAGAAUCACGGUGGUGCAUCAGUCAACAUUGUAGUCGAAGAGGAAACUACCGAAUCCAUACUAAGAGUCGAAGAUGUAAAGACUCCGAUGUCAGUUGUGUUACAGAGACUUGAGCAGUUUGGGUUUCUAGCGGGUAUACAUGAUGAUUGUGCAGUAUGUGAAUAUGAUCCAGACAACUGCGUAGAGCUGAGGGUUUGUGUACAAGAACUGAUGGAUCAGGGUUUGAUACAGUUCUCCAGACCCAAGGCAGCAGAAGAAGUGGUGGUAAUUGAACCAAUAUCCAUUGUGUACAGUAAAAAGAAGGUUGAAGCUCCUCCCAAGAGGAUUCAGCCAAUUCAUUUCCGGGUUCCCAAUCCAUUUUCGUAUCAGAAUACCAAGGCGGUGCCUUGGAAUUAUGAGACAACAACAUAUUUGGGAGGAAAAGAAAUUUGUAUUCCUGACACUGAAAUCGUCAACAUCGCUGGAGCGGGAGGCACGACUCGCAAUGGCCGUGUAUUCGCUCCAAAAUACACUCAUAGGGUGUCUCUAACACCCACAGAUAUCCCGCAUAAGGAGAAGGUCAUUCCUAUUCUGACUCCACGGGCAGGGGCAACUGUGCCCGCCACUCCGAACAUGAUAACUGCUCCAGUUCCGACAAAGGUUAUUGACAAUAAAGCUGCAUAUUCGGAAGUGUCUAAAGCAUUGCUGAAAGUUCUGAAUGCCACUCAUGUGAUGCAAGACACCACGGUCGAUCAGUUUGACGACGUGGUUGCUAAUAUUACCGCUAGUAGGUAUCUGGGAUUUAAUGAAGCAGAGCUACCUCCUGAGGGAAACACCCAUAAUAAAGCAUUACACAUUUCGGUCAUGUGCACAUACUCUCUUCUAUCUCGAGUCCUCGUUGACACUGGUUCUUCACUUAAUGCUCAUCGCAAAGCAUUGCUGAAAGUUCUGAAUGCCACUCAUGUGAUGCAAGACACCACGGUCGAUCAGUUUGACGACGUGGUUGCUAAUAUUACCGCUAGUAGGUAUCUGGGAUUUAAUGAAGCAGAGUUACCUCCUGAGGGAAACACCUAUAAUAAAGCAUUACACAUUUCGGUCAUGUGCACAUACUCUCUUCUUUCUCGAGUCCUCGUUGACACUGGUUCUUCACUUAAUGUAUUUCCAAAAUUUACAUUAAGUCAAUUACAGUUUAAAGGGCUCGAGAUGAGGACCAUCACACUGAUUGUCCGAGAUUUUGAUGGUUCUCAAAGGCCGUGGAUUCAUGUCGCUGGGGCAGUCACCUCUACAUUGCACCAAAGGCUGAAGUUCUUGAUUGAUGACAAGCUGGUAAUUGUGUAUGGUGAAGAAGAUCUAUUGGUUAGAGAACUCUCCUCAUUCAGAUAUGUUGAAUCAAAUGAAGGUAUUGUUGAGGUUCCGCUCCACUAUUUAGAAUUUGAAGAAGUCAGUUUUGCCACCUCCAAUCGUAGCCAAUCAUCCACUACCAUCAUAUCCUCAGCGAAAAGUGCCAAGCAAACAUUGAAGAAAGGCCCGCUUCCCGGUUGGGGUAAGGUUGUCAACAUGGCAGAGAAACACGAGAGGUUUGGUAUCGGUUAUCACCCAACAGCAUGCCAGGCGAGCCCAAAGAAAAAGCAGUUCAACCCGGUCAAAUUCAACAUCGCCGACUUUCAAAAUGAGCAUAUUAUGGAAGUUAUUGGAGAAUCCAGCGACAACAAACCAGAGAAGCCUAGCCUUAUUAUACGCAUAUGUCCUCCAGUGUUCAAGCUUUCCAACUGGAUGGCUACCGUGAUUCCCGUAGUGUACUCGUAA